Messenger RNA from Tetranychus urticae (two-spotted spider mite), 4758 nucleotides. NCBI's taxonomy places the organism in Eukaryota, Metazoa, Arthropoda, Arachnida, Trombidiformes, Tetranychidae. The record is from RefSeq and is a predicted model, not a curated record.
AGUUUGUUUUAAUCUUUACACAAGAUUAUAACUGGAUUCAUCUAUUGUAUAAUGUAUUCUUUAUUCUUAAUGUGAAUAUUCAAUGUACUCUAUUAUUAAUUUAAUCAAUUAUGUGAUUUGACAGUAAUUUUAGAUUUUUGUGUGUCUCCAAGCAUAAAUAAAAAAACCAGUACAAGAUGAAUCUCAUCCUAAUGCGUCUACUUGUCUCAGCGUCAACAUAACCAAAGAAAAUAAUUCUUUAAUCCAGUGGCAUAAACAAAUUUAGUGUUUUACAACAAUGUUAAUUAUUGAAUAUCGGAUUCCUCUUCCACUCUCAGUGGACGAGUAUAGAGUGGCUCAACUUUACAUGAUCGCCAAAAAAUCUGCUGAGGAAACAAGUGGAGCUGGAAGUGGAGUUGAAAUCCUCGUUAAUGAACCCUAUGUUGAUGGUCCAGGAGGUCAAGGUCAAUAUACUCACAAAAUUUAUUACAUUGGUCAACAUCUUCCAGGUUGGUUAAAAGCUUUGGUCCCCAAAACAGCUGUAGUUGAAGAGGAAGCUUGGAAUGCUUAUCCAUACACGAAAACCCGUUAUACUUGUCCUCUUAUGGAAAAAUUUUCAAUCGAUAUCGAAACUAGAUAUUUCGAUGAUCCUGGAAAUCAAGAGAAUGUCUUUAAUUUACCAAACUCUGAAUUAAAGAAUCGAAUUGUUGAUGUAAUUGACAUUGUUAAAGAUCAACUGUUAAGCAAUGAGUAUAAAGAAGAGGAAGAUCCUACAAUUUAUGUUUCCCAAAAGACUGGCCGAGGUCCACUUACCCAUGAUUGGGUUGAAGAUCACUGGGAAUCCAUGAAGAAAACACCAACUCUGUCGAUAUCCGAUAAACGUAUCAUGUGUGCAUAUAAAUUGGUUCGUGUUGAGUUCAAAUAUUGGGGAAUGCAGAGUAAAAUUGAAAAAUAUAUCCAUGAAGCUCCUCUUCGUAAAACAAUGUUACAAGCUCACCGUCAAGCUUGGGCUUGGCAGGAUGAAUGGUUUGGUUUAACCAUGGAUGAUAUCCGUCGCCUAGAAAGGGAAAUACAGGAGCAAUUAGCUAAAAAAAUGGCAGCAAUAAACGAUCCCAACGCAAAAGAUAAUACUGACUCAAUUGAAAAUAACACUAAUAAAUUGGAAACUAAUCAUCCAUCUCAGGAGGUUAAUUUGGAUAUAAUAGACAAAGAUAAAGACGAUGAAGUAAAAAAAUUAUCCAUUGAAAUUCCUCGCAAUAAAAGUCCAUCGCCAAGUAUUAAUCAACAACAACAACCUCAACAAUCUAAACCAAAGCAACUCGAUGAUCAAAUUCAUGAACAACACCAAGGAACGCAGAGAAGACUUUCAUUGCGUAAAAGCUCACGCACGGGACUUCAUUCACCCGGAGAAACCUCUAAUCAAAGUUUAGAUGUACAAAUUGCCAGUUGGCGAAUGGAAAGUAUUGCCAAUGAAGAAGAAGAAUCAAGUUCAAAUGAAGAAUUUUAUGAUGCUCAAGAAAUGCUUGAAAGAGAAUCAUUAUCUAAAUGGAGUUCUCUGGAAUUUUCACCACCAGAAGAUUCAAACGAACAUGGGACAAUAAAAGAUCAUCAUGAAGAUCCAUUAGCUACUGAAGAUAGUAUUUUUUCAAGCUCAUUUAUUCAUAAAACUCAACUGGAACAUUCCCGUAAACAUAUAUCCAGUAUUAUGACCUGUGGUUCACUCGAUCAUUCGGCACCAACAUCACCCACAGUUUCACCAAGUCAUCAUCCUCAUCCUCAUUAUCAUCACUCCCAUCAAAUUGUCAAUACAUCAUCAUCAACCAGUUUCCUUAUUAUCAUCAUUCACGGUGGCAAUAUCCUUGAAUCAGGAGCUGAACCCAUUUCAUCUAAAAAAUCAGAUUUCACCACUUUCCGAGGAGCCUUUGAAUCAGUUAUCAGGUCACAUUAUCCUUCGUUGACAGGGAAAAUUGCAUUUCGUUUAGUAAUCGCUCCAGCCAUUUGUGCUGACGCUUUAGCUGUUUUAUCAAGUCUGAGUCCAUACAGUUUUCAAUCUUCUCCAUCGGCCAUUGAUGGAGUCUGUCAUUCAUAUGAAGCAGUUCCUUUCGGAUCCUUGCCCUUAUUUGCCAUUUCAUCACAAGAAUAUCAAGAUAAUGUGUCAAAAGUAAUUAACACAGCCAACCAAGUAUAUCAAGAAUUUCUUAAAUCAGAGGAAGGUCUUGGUUUUUCUGGAGGUGUUAUUCUCAUUGGUGAUUCCAUUGGCUCUGUGAUAGGUUUUGAUGCUCUUUGUCGAUCAUCAUUGAACAACAAUAAUAAUUCCUUUAAUGGAAGUGAUAAUAGUAUUGCUGAUAUGGCUGAAAAUAUAUCAAAUACUUCAGGCGGUAAUAGUCGACCCAAAUCAGCAAGUCCUGCUAAUCUUACUUUACGUCAAAAUCCACUUAUAUCAAUUUCAGAUGGAAGUGGUCCUGAGGACUGUGAUGAAAUUAAAUGUGAUUCAUUUAGACCUGCAUCAUCAUCAUCAACAUCAGCACCAGUAUCAACACAGCCCCAACCUCCGACUAAUGUUACUUCUGGUUUCAACCGGAGAAGUAAAAUGUCCAAAAAUCGAUCCCAAGAUUCAUUUAACAACAAUCAUGAAGAUAAUGUCCAUCUUUACCUCAAACUUUUAUCAGCACCAGAAUCUCGUAGAAGAAGUUCUGGUGAUUCAAGUGAUCAAAGUUAUUCGCAUAAAUUUGAAUUUGAUGUCAGUGAUUUUUUCAUGUUUGGUUCCCCACUCAGUUUGGUUUUAACUUUUCGUAAAAUGCUCUACCUGGAAGAUAAAAAUUCCAUGUUUGCUAAACCCAGUUGUACACAGCUUUAUAAUUUGUUUCAUCCUAUGGAUCCAACUGUUCUCAGAAUCGAACCAUUAUUGAGCGCUCGAUUCUCUCAUAUUCCUCCCAUUAACGUUCCAAAGUAUUCAAAAUUUCCGUUAGGAGAUGGACAAAAUCUUUGUUUAAACGACUGCAUGAGUCAUUACGCCCAUGUUUUUACAAGUUCAUCUUUAACCAUUGGACAACACACUACUUAUCCUCGUCGCGUCAGUGAUAUAAGCCUAACUUCCGAGGGAUUCGGUGAUUCACUUACCACGCCAUUAGUGCAGCAAAUUACACAAAAAUGGUGGGGAACUAAAAGACUUGAUUACGCUCUUUAUUGUCCGGAAGGGUUGACAAAUUUUCCAGUCCAUUCUUUGCCCUAUCUUUUUCAUGCAAGUUUCUGGGAAUCCAAUGAUGCCAUUGCAUUCAUAUUAAGACAGUUGGUUCGAACGGAUUUACUACCUUUAAGUGAACCUGAAAAAGAGUUUACUCCUUUCGUACCGAAUCAAGGAAAAGAAAAAUGGAUUCGUAAACGGACCUCAAUCAAACUUAAAAAUAUUACAGCAAACCAUCGCGCUAACGAUGUAAUAGUCAAAGAAGGUGCAGAUCAAAUAAUUACUGCUCGUUUUAUGUAUGGACCACUGGAUGUUGUAACUCUUACCGGUGAAAAGGUCGAUAUCCAUAUGAUGAAAGACUUAACUCUUGGUGAAUGGACUUAUUUGAGUACAGAAACAACUGAUAAAACAGGACGAAUCUCGUAUUCCAUUCCUGCUGAAAAGGCUUUAGGAUUUGGGAUUUAUCCAUUUAAACUUAUUGUACGCGGUGAUCAUACAUCAAUAGACUUUUUUCUUGCUGUUGUUCCUCCUAGAACAGAAGUUGUCGUUUUCAGUAUUGACGGUUCAUUCACAGCAAGUGUUUCAGUUACUGGAAGAGAUCCAAAGGUUCGUGCUGGAGCAGUUGAUGUUGUUCGUCAUUGGCAGGAACUUGGUUAUUUAAUAAUUUAUAUUACCGGCCGACCUGAUAUGCAACAACAGAGAGUAAUUUCUUGGCUAUCUCAGCAUAAUUUUCCUUUUGGUUUGGUUUCAUUUGCUGAUAGAGUAUCAACUGAUCCUCUCAAGCAUAAAGCAGAGUAUCUUAAGUAUCUUCAACAAGAGAGUGAUGUUGUAAUUCAUGCAGCUUAUGGAUCUUCAAAAGAUAUUUGGGUUUAUCAACAAAUUGGAUUAAGACAAGAUCAAAUCUACAUUGUUGGCAAAGUAUCAAAGAAACAUCAAACCAAUGCAAGGAUACUCAGUGAAGGAUAUGCAGCUCAUCUAGCUGAGCUUGUGGUUCCUGGUGCUUGUAGACCUGCAAUGGGAAAUGCACGAAUGGUUUUACCUCGAGGUUGCUUAGGAAUGGGAACUUAUCCUGGCUUGGGAGGAAUCCGAAGUCGAAAAUCAGCUAAAAAAACAGCUUCUUACCCGCUGUCCUCUGGCAACCAAGGAAAUGACUCGCCUGGUACAUCUGGAUGUUCAUCUUCGUCUAACCAUGAAGCAGGACCAUUUACCAGUUUUUUCGGCACUCGAGGAGGUUCAAAUAAAUCCAAGUGAUCCAUCAAUAAUGAUUAAUAUAAAUUAAUAAGCAUAAAGAAAAAUUUACGAUAUCUUGGAAAAUUGUUGCAUUUUUACCAAACGUUUUCUCGUUUUACCUCUCUUAUUGACUCAACUUGAUCUUAAUAAUUUCUUCUAAUUGUUACGAUAUUAUAGCAGUUGGCUGCUUCUUUUUCUCAUUGUUGUUUUGAUUUUCUACUUAGUUCCAAUUAUUGAAUUGUUGAGAGAGUACAAUUAAGAAAAUACACAAAGUUUCAAGUUGAAUUGUUAUCUGUUGAUGUUUUGGCUUUAAUUCACAUAUGUAUCAUGAUUAAAAAUACAAAUAAACUCAUUAAUUGACUAUA